Molecule: messenger RNA, 605 nt
Organism: Schistocerca gregaria
Lineage: Eukaryota; Metazoa; Arthropoda; Insecta; Orthoptera; Acrididae
Product: adenine phosphoribosyltransferase-like
Exons: 2
Coding region: 15-557 (180 amino acids)
Biological process (GO): AMP salvage; adenine salvage
Cellular component (GO): cytoplasm
Molecular function (GO): adenine binding; adenine phosphoribosyltransferase activity; AMP binding
Source: RefSeq, a predicted model, not a curated record
UUGGAGGUCGCAAAAUGCAGGAUCAGGCCGCGCCGUCGAUGGAGUAUGUCAGGUCGUUGAUUAGGCGUUACGACGGUUUUCCGAACGAGAAGGUUGUGUUUCGAGACAUACACCCGAUUGUAUACGAUCCGCGGGCGCGCAGGUGGAUCAAGGAUUUUCUGACGGAGAGAUACAAAUCGCAGAGGCUCGACGCGGUGUUGGGGUUGGAGUCUAGGGGGUAUUACUUUGGGUUGCUGUUGGCGGACGCGCUGGAGCUUCCGUUCGUGCCGUUCCGGAAGGCGGGGAAGCUCCCGGGGGAGUGCGGCAUGCGUUCGUACAGCACGGAGUAUGGGGAGUGCACGAUAGAGGUGCAGAAGGAUGCGGUGAAGAGUGGAUGGAGAGUGGCGAUUAUAGACGACAUCAUAGCGAUGGGGGGGACGGCGAAGGCGUCGUGCGAGUUGGCGAGAGAGUUGGGGCUUGAGGUGGUGGAGUUUUUCGUGGUGGCGGAGUUGAAGGAUCUGAAGGGGAGGAGUCGCUUGUCGGGGGAGGUUCCAUUUUUUUCGCUGUUCGAGUUGUGAGGUGGGGGUUGGAGUGGCGUUGUUGUGUUGUAGAGAGGAGUAGAGCGC